Messenger RNA from Orycteropus afer afer, 948 nucleotides. RefSeq names its product olfactory receptor 56. Gene Ontology annotation, cellular component: membrane. The transcript has a single exon. The record is from RefSeq and is a predicted model, not a curated record. The coding region runs from base 1 to 948 and encodes 315 amino acids. Gene Ontology annotation, molecular function: G protein-coupled receptor activity; olfactory receptor activity. Gene Ontology annotation, biological process: G protein-coupled receptor signaling pathway. Lineage: Eukaryota; Metazoa; Chordata; Mammalia; Tubulidentata; Orycteropodidae.
AUGGAGACCUGGAUGAACCGACCAUCCACAGAUGACUUUAUCCUCUUGGGCAUCUUUUCCUACCAUGCAACUGAUUUUGUUCUUUUCUCUACCAUUAUGAUGGUCUUCACAGUGGCCCUCUGUGGGAAUGUACUACUCAUCUCCCUCAUCUACAUAGAUCCUCAGCUUCAUACACCCAUGUACUUCUUCCUCAGUCAGCUUUCCCUCAUGGAUCUCAUGCUGGUAUGUAACAUUGUGCCAAAAAUGGCAGUGAACUUCCUGUCUGGCAGGAAGUCCAUCUCCUUUGUGGGUUGUGGCAUACAAAUUGGCUUUUUUGUUUCUCUUGUGGGUUCCGAGGGACUCUUGCUGGGACUUAUGGCUUAUGACCGCUAUGUGGCCAUUAACCAUCCACUUCACUAUCCCAUUCUCAUGAGUCCAAGGGUCUGUCUCCAGAUUGCUGGAGGAUCCUGGGCCUUUGGCAUACUAGAUGGAGUGAUCCAGAUGGUGGCAGCCAUGACCUUCCCCUACUGUGGCUCCAGGAACGUAGACCACUUCUUCUGUGAGGUGGAAGCUUUAUUGAAACUGGCCUGUGCAGACACUUCCCUUUUCGAGAACCUGCUAUUUGCUUGUUGUGUCUUCAUGCUCCUCCUUCCUUUUUCCAUCAUCGUGACCUCCUAUGCUCGCAUUCUGGCUGCUGUGCUCCACAUGCGCUCUGCUCAGGCCCGUAAAAAGGCUCUGGCCACCUGUUCCUCCCACUUGACAGCUGUCUCCCUCUUCUAUGGGGCAGCCAUGAUUAUCUACCUGAGGCCUAAGGGCUACCGGACCCCUAGCCAUGACAAGGUGGUUUCUGUCUUCUACACAGUUCUUACUCCUAUGCUCAACCCCCUAAUUUAUAGCUUGAGGAACCGAGAGGUGAUGGGGGCACUGAGGAAGGGACUGGACCAUUGUAGGUUUGUCAUCCAGCAUUGA